CUGGUUGGUAGCCAGUCCAAUUCUUUCCCACUACAAAUCGGCUCAGAGAAACCGCUGGAAAUCUACCGAAGAAGUAAGUGAAGCUUCGUGCCAAUUGUUAGAUCUGAAACAGAAGUUUGGAAAGGGGAGAAAAGUUACUCGUUCGCCUGAUACCGCCAGGCGAGUCCACGGGAGGGACUGUAGCGCAGUGCUGGCUUGCCAGCACACAGGGACCUGCCGGCAGCCCAGCCACCUUCAGGACAGGCAGGCGCUGCAGGGCUGCCUCUGAGCAUGACCAGGGCCGCAGCUGAAGUGUUCCAAGGAUGGAGCAUUUGCCUUCUGUUGCCUGCACCUGCCAGUGUCCGGUGCUAGGAGAGUCUGAAGAAUAAUGGCCCUUUGUGGAAUAUGAAAUGUCCCUCCUGCUCCAUGGUUUUCUGUUUCUAACCCUGGAUAACUGAACAUGGCCCUGAGUCCACAGAAAGCCAACUGAUCUACUGCAAAAUGCACCAGCUUUUCAGAUUAGUUUUGGGACAAAAAGAUCUUUCAAGAGCUGGGGACCUCUUCUCUUUAGAUGAUGCUGAAAUCGAAGACAGCCUCACAGAAGCUUUGGAGCAGAUUAAAGUAAUUAGCUCAUCUUUGGAUUACCAAACUAAUAAUAAUGACCAGGCGGUGGUCGAAAUCUGUAUCACAAGAAUUACAACAGCCAUCAGAGAGACAGAAUCCAUUGAAAAGCAUGCCAGGGCCCUGGUGGGACUGUGGGAUUCCUGCUUGGAACACAACCUGAGACCUGCAGGGAAGGACGAAGAUACCCCACAUGCAAAAAUCGCAUCUGAUAUCAUGAGCUGCAUCUUACAGAAUUACAACCGGACCCCUGUGAUGGUCUUAGCUGUCCCCAUCGCAGUGAAAUUCCUCCACAGAGGCAACAAGGAGCUGUGUAGGAACAUGUCCAAUUAUCUGUCCCUGGCUGCCAUCACCAAGGCAGAUCUCCUGGCUGAUCACACUGAUGGGAUAAUCAAGAGCAUACUCCAAGGAAAUGCCAUGCUGUUAAGGGUGUUACCUGCUGUCUAUGAAAAGCAGCCUCAACCAAUCAACAGACACCUGGUGGAACUCCUGGCCUUGAUGUCUCAGUUGGAGCAAACAGAGCAGUACCAUCUACUAAGGCUUCUGCACGUAGCAGCAAAGAGAAAAGAUGUGGAGGUGGUUCAGAAAUGUGUUCCUUUCCUGAUCAGGCAUUUGAAGGAUUCAACCCAUAAUGAUAUCAUCCUAAACAUCCUAAUAGAAAUAGCAGGCUAUGAGCCACUGGCUUUGAACAGUUUUCUCCCAAUGUUGAAAGAGAUCGGAGAGAGAUUUCCCUACCUCAUUGGACAAAUGGCAAGAAUCUUUGGUGCUGUUGGGCGUGUGGAUGAAGAAAGAGCCAGGAGCUGCCUACGAUACCUGGUAAGCCAGCUGGCUAACAUGGAGCAUUCCUUCCACCAUAUUCUCCUGCUGGAAAUUAAGAGCAUCACUGAUACCUUCCCCUCCAUCCUGGGCCCUCACAGCAGGGACAUCUUCCGCAUGAGCAACAGCUUCGGCAACAUCGCCAAGCUGCUUUCCCGACAACUGGAGAGCAACAAGGCUGGGAGUAGCAGGUGUCUCUUUGUCAGAAUUUGGCCACAGCAACAGAGAAAAGCCAACACUGAAGUUGGCUUUCCUGAGAAACUGGGAGAAGCCAAGACCAUGGAGCCUGAAAGUGAAGACCAUGAAAAACUCCAAGUUAAAAUCCAAGCCUUUGAAGACAAAAUAAAUGCUGAGAGCAAUACUCCUGGCUCUGUCCGGAGAUACAGCUUAGACCACAUCUCGAAGGAAGAACGAAAAAACAUUCGAUUUAGCAGGUCCAGAAGUUUGGCUUUGAAUACUGUGCUCACAAACUGUGUGAGCGCAGAAGAUGGCGAAGUUGGAGAAAGGGCAGGAAUGCAUGCUAGCAUCUCUCUUUCAGAAAUAGACCCACUUAGCCAUGGAAUUGCCAAGUUGCCUUUUAAGAUAGACGCCCAUGGAUCACAGUUGAGAAAUUCCUCAGCUUCACACCCAAGCAUUGUGCAUAUAGAACCAGAGAAUAUGCCUGAAACUGUUCAAGAAAACAUCCAGGAAGAAAUUCCAGAGACAGCCACGAGUCCUGCAGAAUAUCAAGAUAAGCUCUACUUGCAUUUAAAGGAAAACCUCAGCAAAGUGAAGGCUUAUGCCAUGGAAAUCGCAAAAAAAGUCCCAAUCCCAGACCAGUGCACCAUUGAAGAUACUAUGAGGAGCUGUGUGGCAAAGCUGUUCUUUACCUGUUCCUUAAAGGGUCAUUACUGCCUGUACAGCAAGUCCAGUUUCACCCUCAUCAGCCAAGCGCCCCAGCCCUGGAUCCAGAUCAUGUUUCUCUUCCAGCAGAGCCUGUUUCCUGAACCCUUGUCCAUUCAGAGCGGGUCUGUGCAGUUCCUCAAAGCCCUGUGGGAGAAGACUCAGCCCAGGGGAACCCACAGCUUUGAAGUUGCCAUGACUGAGUCCACAUUUCCACAGCAGAAGCAGGAUCUGGACCAGCUCCGGCUCCAUCUGGAAGAGGUGAGGUUCUUUGACGUGUUUGGCUUCAGUGAAGCAGCAGGGACAUGGCAAUGCUUCAUGUGCAACAACCCUGAAAAGGCAGCCGUUGUAAAUCAAGAUGGCCAGCCCCUCAUUGAAGGAAAACUUAAAGAGAAACAAGUGAGAUGGAAGUUCAUCAAGAGGUGGAAAACUCGCUAUUUUACAUUGGCUGGAAACCAGCUUCUCUUUCAAAAAGGAAAAUCUAAGGAUGAUCCUGAUGACUCCCCAAUAGAACUCAGCAAAGUACAGAGCGUGAAAGCUGUGGCCAAGAAACGCCGGGAUCGCUCUCUCCCCCGGGCUUUUGAAAUCUUCACAGACAAUAAGACCUAUGUUUUCAAAGCCAAGGAUGAGAAGAAUGCAGAAGAGUGGCUGCAGUGCAUCAGCGUGGCGCUGGCCCAGGCAAAAGAGAGGGAAAGUAGAGAAGUGACCACAUAUCUGUAGGGGCACAGACACCGCCUCUUGUGACCACGCAUAAUUGGUCUUGCCAGUGUUAACAGAAAGAGAAGUCCACCAGGGUAUUACUGGGUUUCACUGAAUACCAGUGAAACCAUUAUCCCUAGGGAGGGCCUAAAAUGGCAGGAUUCUCAGUAACUCCCACGCCCUCACAGCUCAUGUAUUAGCUCCAAGGUUUCUGCCUGAAGUACAUGAGGGAAAAAAGCCACAGAGUUUAUGCUGGAGCAUGUGGGCCAGGGAAAGAAAGUUACAUAGAUGAGAGAUUGAUGAGACAGAUAUAGAUGACAUAGAUAUAGCUAGAUAUGAGAUGGAGGUAGAGAUAAAUAUAGAAACUUCUGUAGCUAUGUGAUUUAUGACUGUCACCAGCAAAAAGGCUCAGCAGGUGAAAGGCACUUGCUGGCCAGCCUGAUGGCCUGAGUUCUAGCCCCAUAAAUGACUUGGUGGAAGAAGAGAAUCAACUCUGGGCAGUUGUCCUCUGCUCUCUGCAGACCAUGCUGCAUCCAUUCCCCCAGUAAAUAAGUAAGUAAAUGGAAUUCUAAGAACAGAUGCCUGAAAGAUCUACCUUGAAGGAAAACUAGCGCAUUAAGAACAUAGUGUUAAAAAGCCAUUAGGACAAGGUGAACUAAUGAACACUGAAGAAAACUUUAGAAUAUCAGUUACCUUUCUGUUGCUGUGACAAAACGUUCAGACAAAAGUAACUUGGGGGAGAGAGGAUUUGUUUCGGUUUAUGGUUCCCGAGAGAUAGCGUCCAGUGCGGCAGGGAAUAAGUGGCAGCAGGCAGAACAACGUGGCGGCAGGAACAGGAAGCUGGCUGACUUUCGUUCACACAGGGGAAGCAGAGAGAGUGGGAAGGAGGGUAAGGCUAUGAAACCACAAAGCUCGCCUUCACUGAUGUAAUUCCUCUACCAAGGCUCCACCUCCUAAGGGUUCCAUUACUUCCCAAAAGAGCACUACCAACUGGGGACCAAGUGUUCAAAUUUGUGAGCCUGUGGGGCUUAUUUACUAUUUAAAUGACCACACUUCUAUCUAUCUUCUCAACACGGAAGAUGCUAACACGUGGUGCAGUGAUUCUUAAUCCAGUUACAUAAUCAAAUGUAGGCUUUCAUUAGAGCAUAAAUGUUAAUGUUUAGACACAUGGUUCCAUCCAAGGCAGUAAGUAUAGAUAAGUUAAGAAUAGAAAGACACCUUUUCUUCUUUUUUUAGUGGGCAUCAUCACCCUUAAACUUGAAGGUUUUUAGUUAAAAUUCUGUGGUUUUUCUUCUCUGAAUCAAGCCUUGCAUUGCCCAAAUUAUAAACAUUUUAUUGUUGUUGUUGUUUUCCAUUACCCUUAUAUAAUUUUGAAUUAAGCUGUCAUGGGCAGCUUAGGUGACUUCCAGUGACCCAUGCCCUGCAAUAAUGUUCCACCCCUUGAGGGAUGGAGUGCGAGAUCUGAAGCUUGCUUCUAAUUUACAUGCUAUGGCAAAAGUGAUAGGACAGUCUUUUUUUACAGCUGUGUUACAUUACAGCAGAUAUUUAAAAAUUAACAGAUGAAUUACGGUCCCCCGAUGUCUUCAAUAAAAUGAUAUAUCCUGAAUAGCCAGGUUAUUCAGCUAAGCUGUUUAGAAGAGGCUGAUCGUACCAGACUCUCCUGAUGAGCUUGAAUAAGCUGCCACAGUGCUACAGCUGCAAGACAAUGACCCUUGCCAACGACCUUGUGACCUUGAAACAAUAGUGAGCCUCUCAGGAUCUAACCUGCCUUUGCUUAAACAUUGUCCAGCCACCACGUUGGUGGCAGUCGUGACAUGCUCUGAUCAGAGGACCCGGACAAGAUGAACUCUUGUCCCACAGAAACUAUGCAAUAAUAAAUGUAUCCUGCUUUAUAUGCAAACCAUGUGGUGAUUUGUUAUGCACUGAUUAAUUCAUAUAAAUCCUCCUGGUAAUAUAUCAAAGAUAACUUUUUUCCUGUGAAACUGAUUUAUUAUGUAUUUUAGUAUAGAAGCCUAGAAAAAAAGACUUAAAGUUGUCACUACGCUGACACUACUGUUAACUCACUGGCGUACGAAAAAUAAAAGGGGUCAUACUUGAGCAAAGAAACUUAAUUCAAUUUAGCAUGUAAAGUUUGAAGAUAUUAUGAGCCACAGAAGUUAUUACACAUUGGAAAUAGAGUUCAAGAGGCCAAAUUUUGGGUCCAGUGCAUAUGCAGGUAAUUGUGAAAGACAUGGAAUUGGCUGAAAUUACUGAAGAAGAAUAAGAAACGAAAGAAUUGAUGCUGACUGCUUGAGAUACCGAUAUUUAGGCAAAGGUGGGUUAGAUUAGCUGAUCAGUAUUCAGAGAUGGUGUAGUCCAGGAGACACGAUAUUACAAAAGCUAAAUUAAGAAGGAUUUUUGGGAUGUCAACAAUUUGAAAUCCUGAAGAUAAAGCUUGAUUUUCAUAAUUAGGAAGCAAUCGGUGUCACUGGCAAGAACAGUUUUGUUGGAACAAUGGAGUACAAGCUAACUUUCAAUGUAUUGCAGUAACUGACUGUCAUAUUUUAAUUUUUUUAAAGGUGAGGUUAAGGUGAAAGAGCAAGGAUAGAUAAAUGACUUCUUAUUUUGUUUUUAGGUGAAGUCAUCUUAAGAGGGAAAACAUUUAAAUAUGUGUAGACAAGGAAAGACAAGGGCAAAGUUGCUAGAUGUGACAGAGAACAAUUUUUCAAGUUCUGUAUCUAGGAACCAGGGAAAUGUCUCAGUCAUGAAAGAACUUGCCUGUAGACAGAAACCCCUGAGCCUAAAUCCCCAGCACGUAUGUGAAAGCCCACCCUGGCUUUGGGGACCUGAAACCCUGCACUGGGAGUUAAAGCCAAGUGGACCCCGAGAACUCCUUAGCCUAGCCAGUCCAGCUGAAAUGGUAGACUUCUGGAGGAAGUACCACUUCUGAGGAACCCUGUACAGUGCUUGGGAAGAUAAUGACUCCCGUAGGUUUAUAUGUUUGACUAUUCCAUCCCCAGUUGGUAAAACUAUUUGGGAAGGAUUAAAAGGUGCAGUCUUGUUGGAGAAGGUGUGUCAUUGGUGGGUGGGCUUUGAGGGUUCAAAAACCCAUGACAUUUCAAAUUAGCCACCACCACCCAGCCACAAGAUCGUUAUUGCCACAAGAAGGUUGCUGUCACAUGUGAGAUCUCAACUACUGCCCCAGGACCAUGCCUGCCUACUGCCAUGCUCCCUACCGUGAUAGAAAUGUACUUACCCUCUGAAACUGUAGGCCCCCAAUAAACUUGUUCUUCCAUA
This is a messenger RNA of Meriones unguiculatus (Mongolian gerbil), 6273 nucleotides long. It is a transcript of the gene Veph1, whose product is annotated as ventricular zone expressed PH domain containing 1. Gene Ontology annotation, cellular component: plasma membrane. NCBI's taxonomy places the organism in Eukaryota, Metazoa, Chordata, Mammalia, Rodentia, Muridae. Gene Ontology annotation, molecular function: phosphatidylinositol-5-phosphate binding. Bases 481 to 3018 code for a protein of 845 amino acids. Gene Ontology annotation, biological process: regulation of signal transduction. The transcript has 15 exons. The record is from RefSeq and is a predicted model, not a curated record.